Molecule: messenger RNA, 1311 nt
Organism: Histoplasma mississippiense
Lineage: Eukaryota; Fungi; Ascomycota; Eurotiomycetes; Onygenales; Ajellomycetaceae
Exons: 4
Coding region: 1-1311 (436 amino acids)
Source: RefSeq, a predicted model, not a curated record
AUGUCGGACGACGAAGCAGACCCCGAGCUGCUGGAGUUGCUCCGUCAGUCCCUCGGACUCGGCCGCCAAGCAAAAUCAGGGCCUUCCGUCGAUACAAAAGUCCUUGCAAGCGCCCAACAUGUCUUCGACAACUCCGUCGAUGUGGCCUUAGACCCUUUCAAAACCAAGGCCGCAGCAGAGACCAUCUGGCAGCUGAUGCAGAAGAAGAGGUAUUCUACGAAGAAGUGGGCAGAGCAUGAACUGCACCCGCAGGCCAAGGAUGCAAACACGGUUGAUUUCAUCUUCACGAUGGAUUUGUUGAAUUUUAGCUUCUGGUCGGAUGAGGCGGAUGAGGCGAAGCAGUUUGCCAUCGAGUAUCGAGGGAAUAGGUGGAAGGGAUAUUGGAGUCUGGUGGCUGCGUUGCAGAGAGCUCUCGAUGAAGAGAUCCCAAUCACGAGCUCGGAUUUCUGGCAGAAUGAGGACGAAUGCACAGAGGAAGUUUUGCGCCAUGUAUUCCGGUCUGCAACGGAUGAGGAAAUCCCCAUGUUCCAAGAACGCCUAGAUUGUCUUCGUGAGGCCGGGAAAAUUCUCUACGAUAAAUACCGCUGUAGCUUCACAUCCUGCAUUGAAGAAGCCAACGGCUCCGCCGCAGUACUCGUAAAUCUGAUUGCAGAUAACUUCCCCUGCUUCAGAGACAGGACGAGGUUCGAGGGGAAGGAAGUACGCUUCUACAAGCGCGCCCAGAUCCUGGUCGCAGACCUCUGGGCCUGUUUCCGUGGCAAAUCCUACGGGAAAUUCCAUGAUAUUGAUAAACUCACAAUGUUCGCAGACUACCGAAUCCCCCAAAUGCUACACACCCUCGGCUGCCUGCUCUAUUCCCCACCGCUAGAAACGCACAUCCGCCAGCGCAAACUACUGCCAAGUGGACACAGAUGGGAAACAGAGCUACGCGGCACGAGCAUCUGGUGCAUCGAGCUGAUCCGCCGCGAGAUUGAAAAGCAGCAUGACAAAAUGGCACGACCUGGUAUGUAUGCGGAGCUGACGCCGCAGCUCAUGACGGCGUCCGGGUCUGUGGCGGCGUCGGGAUCUGUUUCUGUGAGGGGUGCAGGAGGUGAGGGGGAUGUGGGGGAUGAUGAGAAAGGGGAGGUGGUGAGUGCCGAUGCUGAGGAGGAGGAGGAGGAGGAGGAGGAAAAAGAAGAGAAAAAUGAGGCGUAUCCAUUGGGUGUCAAUGCGGUGUUGAUUGAUUUCAUGCUGUAUGAUUCGAUAAAGGAGAUGGAAAGGGAAGGGAAGGAGACUAUCCCACACCAUCGUACAAGGAGCAUUUGGUACUGA